Molecule: messenger RNA, 2439 nt
Organism: Procambarus clarkii (red swamp crayfish)
Lineage: Eukaryota; Metazoa; Arthropoda; Malacostraca; Decapoda; Cambaridae
Gene: san
Product: Probable N-acetyltransferase san
Biological process (GO): mitotic sister chromatid cohesion
Cellular component (GO): NatA complex
Molecular function (GO): N-acetyltransferase activity
Source: RefSeq, a predicted model, not a curated record
GUCAAGGGAAGUGACGUCAGGAAUCAGUCUCUCCAUCAUGGCUGCGCCCUGUGUUAUGUUCUGAAUUGGUGUCCUCUGCCUUGAAUCCCCUCGCUGCCGCUCGUCACCAUGAGGAAAGGUCGAAUCGAGUUAGGGGAUGUGACACCCCAUAAUAUCAAACAGCUGAAGCUACUAAAUCAGGUGGUUUUUCCAGUGAGUUAUAAUGACAAAUUUUACAAGGAUGUACUAGAAGCCGGAGAAUUAGCUAAAUUAGCAUACUAUAAUGACAUGGUGGUGGGCGGUGUGUGCUGUCGUGUGGAUGUUCUGGAUGGGCAGCGCCGACUCUACAUCAUGACCUUAGGCUGCCUUGCUCCAUACCGACGUUUGGGCAUUGGUACAAAGAUGCUUGAACAUGUUCUUAACUUUGUAGAGAGAGAAGGAAACUUCAACUCCAUUUUCUUACAUGUUCAAGUUAACAAUGACGGUGCAUUAGAUUUCUACAAGAAGUUCGGUUUCGAAGUGGUAGAAACAAAGCAACAUUACUACAAGAGAAUUGAACCUGCUGAUGCUCACGUCCUCCAGAAAACCCUUGUCAGAUCCUGAGCACUAGUUAAAUAUAAACAAAUUUGGGACCUGACAACUGCUGGUACAUGCAAGAACAGCAAUCAGUUGGUGGUUGCACAUUUCUGAUAAAGUAAAAAUAUAUGGCAAAAGUGAAAUGAUGUAUCCUUAUCCAAUGAAGUUAUGGUAUUAAGUUUAUGGAUAAGGCGAGGACAAAAUUAUGAUAAUUCUGGCCAAGUCUAUAUGGCUAGAAAAAGAACAGUUAUUCAGUGAUCCUGUAAAAGAAUAAUGCUUGAGGGAGAAAAGACCUUCUGUAUGUAACUUGCGUAAAUAUACACAUACAGUCAGUGUAAGUGGAUUUAUAUAUGGAUAUACAUAAACAAUGUGUGAGUACACACAUACAUGCAUGCUUAUGUAAGUGUGCAUGCAUGUGUGCACACAUACACAUGCACAAGCACAUGCAUAUGCAUCCUCAUUAACAUGUGCAUGCACACAUAAUCAUGGGUACAUAUGCACGUGUGUGCGCGCGCACACACACACACACAUGCAUACAUAUGUAUGUGCACAUACAUGUGUGUACAUGCUCAUGCAUACACAGGAAACAUGGGCCACAGUGUUCAAGAUCAGAAGGGAAUAAAGGAUGCAAACAGAGAUAGCUUAUUUCAAAUGAAAAAUAGUGUUUUUUAAUGAAGUGUAUUCAUGAUGCCAUUAGAACAAAGAAUAAUGGGAACUUCCUUUAUCUGCUUGCGAGUUUUUCAUACUAGUGUGACUCUCGGUCACUUAAUGUGUGUGGUCUUUUAGUUGAAUGCUCUGAUUUUUCAGGAUGAUGGAAAACUACCAUCCAACCUUUCCUGUAUAAUAGUUGUAACUAGCUACUCUACUCGGCGAAUUGAACUUCUUUCUAUGAAAGAUAACCUGCUCUCGUAUGGUUAACUGGAACAAUAUUUGAAUAUUGUGUUGCACAUACAAAUAUACUUUUUCUUGAUAAUGUAAUUAUUCACUAUCUUAGAACAGAGGGCAGAAAUUAAAUUUGCAAACACAAAUGAGGAAUAUUACCAAGUACAGUAGUUCUUUUAUCAUAAGUAGUGUUGAGUAACUCAAAAUAAAUUGGAGGAGGAGAAGGAAGCGGUAGAAGCCAUCUCUAUCCUUAAUUAUGGUACAGGAGCAAAUAUGACCAAAGAACUGAAGGUUGGAAGUACUAUAAUAGUAACACCUGAUCUCCCUGCAGACACAAACAUGUAAGUACAUACACAUAUAUGCAUGCAUUUCAACAUAGAAAACAUCUUCAUGUACACAUAUGUGCAUACAUUUACAUUAUUAUUAUGCAAUUGUGCACCCAUGUCUAAAUGUUUGUAUAAAGUCUUGGUUUUUAACUAGGCUAGGCUUGUUAGUCAUCUGUUAAGUGUACAAUAUUAAUACAUUUAUGAAAGGUGCAUGCAAGGUGAAUUGUCCUACCUAUGUCUUUAUAUAAUAUUUUUAUUCUACAAAAAUCUGAGGACUUUCACAGAGUUCAUCUUAUGUCCAUAUAAACUGAAAAAGUUAAAAAUAUUUUGUUGCAUUUUCUUUACUAAUAGAGUUUUAAAUGCAGUGAAGCUAUCAAACGACAGUCUGAUAUAUUCAUUUGAGAAGGAUUGUUCUGCCAUUAUCUCCAGAACUGCAAAUGUAUGUAACGGUAAACCAUUACUUUUGCUAGUCCAGGCAUGAUAUUUUGUUUUAACUUGAGUUUCUUUCCUUCAGUGUGACUUAUGUUUGUCUAGUAAAUAAUAUUUGCUCAAGAAACAUGACCUUUUGUCUUUGGUAUUUUGUCAACUUUUCUUCUAAGCUGAAAUAAGAGUUUGUUUUACAUUGCUAACUUGCUGUUUUUAUAAAAUUAUAAAAAUAUAAAUCCAUGGACUAAAA